UCGCCGUCGGAUGAGCCACUCGAGUCGUGUAGAAUGACGUCUUCGCCGGGAAUCAUCCGAGUAGUUUCGUAAAGUCCCGGACGUGUGACAGGCGCGUGUCCAGGAUAAGCUGCUCUCGAUUCGGCACACGGACGGGCAAAGAGGAGAGGGCCUCGAGCCAAACCAACCGGAGCCAAGAUCUCGAGUCGUUAGAGAAGAGGUCAUUGGUAUCUUGCAGUGGUCUCGAACAGAGGCGGAUCGCACGAUAGUCGUGCAAACCAAGCGAGCCUUGAGCUACGAGUAAAGGCCGGACCUCGAGUCGUCAGAGGGGAGGUCCUUAGUCUUGAAUCGUAACAAGAGGCAGGGUAUAUAUGCUGGAGUUUUGACUCGAAAUUGAGUUAGCCAGUGAGCGCUUAAGCGCGGACUUGGUCUCCCAUCUCGGGUACAGCCUUCGGUGCAGGUCCGGAUGGGAUUAUGACCAGAGGCCCCAGGUGGACUUUAUGGCGUAGGGGUACUUAGUAUCAUGAGUCGUCCAAUUGCACCCAUGGACCCAUAGUAGCAUACUGGGGGGACUCGGUCGCUCGCCGUGCCUUGGAAUGCAAUCUGUAAAAAGGAUUUACCACCUGGGUGAUAAUAAAAAAAAGGUGCAUUUUGACUCGUUUGCUUUUUCAGAUGCAUCUAUUGAAAACGAUGGAAAAUUUUAAGUUAUCGGUACAUUGAGAUUUUGAAAGCCAGCUAUUUAAGAAUCGAGCGUGGCUCAGUGGUAGGGCAUCAAAUAAGUUAUAAGCGCCAGAGUACCUGGUUUUUAUAAAAUUUGAAGCAAUUGAUAAUAGCUUAAAUGCUUAUUUAGCCUUUAAGACCCCGUUUACUGGAACUUUUAGUUACCGUUGUGUGUACUGGCCCUUAUUGGCUUAAAAUCCCAUAUUGGCUUAAAAUCCCAUGAAGAAUUUCAAGAGCUUAGGGGAAAGCCCAGUAAGACGGACUCAGCGGGUAAAACGAACGCUUUGAAUAUUUCAAAUACUACUCUGUUGUGUUGUGAGCCUACUAAUGGUUGAAUCAAAUACAAUUUUUGGCAAAUAUCUAAUGAUGGGAACAUGUUUGUCGAAGUGUUUCAACCUUUGUUGACUUACAGCAGGCAGCAGGUCCCUUAUUGAUUAAAUUAUAAUAAAACAGUCCAUAACUCGCAAAAUUUUCGGAAAUUACAACCGUUUUCAACGGAGGAAUGCUUGUUAGGCUUCUUCUUAGCCAUCUGGAGAAAAACCAGAACUAUCUGUGAGGAGUGUUCAAAACUUGAGGACACACAGGUAAUACAAUUAAGUUUGAUAAAUGUUAAAUUAAGGAAUAUUUAUAUUUAUUUUAAAUUAAUACCAUAUGAGAAUAUAUAGCUUUUCUUUGUAUUGCCGUAAUCGUUUGAAGCAGGUACAACAGUAUAACCCAAGUUCAUUCUUAUCAGCAUAACGAAUCAUGUGGAUGAAUUUGCACAUUUGUACAACAUCCACAAAAAUGGCAAAACGAUGGUCUCGACACCCACACAAAGGAUUUUUUCGGGUACCUACUUCUGACCAAUCAAUCUCACCAGUUGGUUAAUAUCAAUUGCCAGGUACACUGGUGUAUUUGCGGGAUUGCCAAAUUAUACGAACUAGUGAACCAUCAAAAAUGCUGAGUCCGUAUUAUUUGAUUUAUCUCAUUCUCGGACCGGUCUUCAAGAUUGCCGAAAAACUUAUGAUUUUUCUGAAGGUCAACAUUUUAGUAAAUGCUUUGGAGCAGCAUUUCGGCUACUUUGUUAUCGGGCUAAAUGACCCUCGACCGAAGGAAACCGCCCCGAAAGACAGCGUUAGUCAAACAGAAAUAUCUCACAUGGCAAAAAUGGUUGAAUUUUGGUGGAACCCAAAGGGGCCGGCCAAGAUGAUGCACACAUUUCAUCAAGUCAGAGUUCCACUGGUGAUCGAGGGGUUGGCUGAAGUGGGUAAAAUUCCAUCGAAAAAUAUAACAUCAAACAGUGCACUGGACGGAAUCCGAAUUCUGGAGGCCGGUUGCGGUGGUGGAGUGCUAGCUGAAGACCUAGCAUACAAAGGAGCAUACGUAGUGGGAAUCGAUCCUUGUAAAGAGAUGAUCGACUUGGCGAAAACUCAUCUGGAAACCAAAUCUAAGGAUUUGAAAAAAUCAAUCGAAUAUCAUACAACAACCGUCGAGGAACAUGCUAAACAAUUUGCAAACUCGUACGAUGCAGUUGUUUGUUCAGAAGUUAUGGAACACGUUGAUGAGAAGGAGUCCGUUCUGGAGGCUUGUGUUCGCUGCUUAAAGCCCGGAGGAUCACUGUAUAUUACGACUGAAAACCAAACGAUGUUGUCAUGGUUUACGUUUAUACUCAUCCCGGAGUAUAUUUUGAAAUUUAUACCAAAGGGAACACACUUUUACGAAAAAUUCAUCUCACCGGAAAGUGUUUCCUGUAUGCUUGCCAAGCACGGGUGCAAAACAAAACGCGUGCGUGGAUUUUUCUACGAUAGGUUCCGGAAUAAGUGGAGUUUCAUUUCAAAUGCCGAUUGUAACUACGGACUGCACGCUGUCAAGCAAUAGAAACCCGAUUUUCUCAAAUUUUCUUCAGUGGCAUGUUCGGAUAAGAAACGUUCAGCAAGGUGUUACGCACAUUCACAAAUAAAACACUUAUAUUUCAGAUCA
Uranotaenia lowii is the source of this 2658-nucleotide messenger RNA. RefSeq names its product ubiquinone biosynthesis O-methyltransferase, mitochondrial-like. Gene Ontology annotation, biological process: ubiquinone biosynthetic process. NCBI's taxonomy places the organism in Eukaryota, Metazoa, Arthropoda, Insecta, Diptera, Culicidae. The transcript is spliced from 4 exons. Gene Ontology annotation, molecular function: 2-methoxy-6-polyprenyl-1,4-benzoquinol methyltransferase activity. The coding region runs from base 1636 to 2556 and encodes 306 amino acids. The record is from RefSeq and is a predicted model, not a curated record.